CGUUUCCGAGUUUGUUGUGUCUGGAGGCUGAGUAUAGGAGAUUCUAGGAUGCCACGUGAAAGCCUGCAGAGUCGCAUUUCCCGGGUGUCUCCUCCGGCCAGCCGAGCCCCUCAAAUGAGGGCUGUUCCCAGAAGAGCACCUGCAGCUCAGCCUCCAGCAGCAGCUGCACCAUCUGCAGUUGGCUCACCUGCCGCUGCACCCCAGCAGCCAGGCCUGAUGGCCCAGAUGGCAACCACUGCAGCGGGUGUGGCCGUGGGCUCUGCCGUGGGGCACACCCUGGGUCACGCCAUCACUGGGGGCUUCAGUGGAGGAGGUAACGCUGAGCCCGCAAAGCCUGACAUCACUUACCAGGAGCCUCAGGGAUCCCAGCUGCUGGACCAGCAGUCUCGUGGGCCUUGCUCUCUUGAGAUCAAGCAGUUUCUGGAGUGUGCCCAGAACCAGAGUGACGUCAAGCUGUGUGAGGGCUUCAACGAGGUGCUGCGGCAGUGCAGAAUUGCAAAUGCGGACCAUCCCACAACAGUGCAUCGUGUAGAGAGGAAUGUUAAGAAAAGAAGAUACAAUGAGGAUUUCCUACAGUAUGGCUUCACCUCAAUAAUUACAGCAGGGAUUGAGAAGCCGCUGUGUGUGAUUUGCGGUGGUGUUCUGUCAGCAGAAUCUAUGAAGCCAAACAAGCUGAGACGCCAUUUUGAUAGCAAACACCCGACCUUUGCCGGCAAGGAUACCAGCUAUUUUAGAGGCAAAGCCGAUGGACUCAAGAAAGCCAGAGUUGACAGUGGCAGCAAGUGCCACAGACAAAACGUAGUAGCUGUUGAAGUGUCAUAUUUGGUGGCGCUCAGAAUCGCCAGGAGCAUGAAACCUCAUACCUUUGCUGAGCACUUGCUCUUCCCGGUGGCCAAAGACAGUGUCCGCGUUAUGAUCGGAGACGAAUUUGUUACACAGUUGAGCGCAGUUUCCUUAUCUAACGACACUGUCCGCCGAAGGAUACAUGACAUGUCUGCUGAUAUUCUUGAUCAGGUGGUCCAGGAGAUUAAGUCUGCUCCACUUCCAAUAUUCAGUAUCCAGCUCGAUGAAUCCACAGACGUUGCAAACUGUUCGCAGCUAAUGGUUUACGUGAGGUAUAUUAAUGACGGCGACUUUAAAGACGAGUUUCUUUUCUGCAAACCUCUUGAAAGGACAACUAGUGCCCGUGAGGUAUUUGACACAGUUGGCUCGUUUCUGAAAAAGCACCAGAUCCCUUGGGAAAGCAUCUGUGGCGUUUGCACAGACGGUGCCCCAGCCACACUGGGCUGUCAGUCUGGAUUUCAGCGUUUGGUGAUAAAUGAGUCACCAAAGGCCAUCGGAACUCACUGUAUGACCCAUCUGCAAACAUUAGCAAUGAAGACGCUGCCACGAGAGUUACAGGAAGUCUUGACAAGCGUCAUAAGUUCUGUCAAUUUUGUCAAGGCGAGCUCUUUAAACGGUCGGCUGUUUUCCCAACUGUGCAGUAAUAUGGACACCCCAAACAAGACCCUGCUGCUUCAUACUGAAGGACGAUGGUUAUCGAGAGGAAAAGUUUUAAAAUGUAUUUUUGAGCUUCGUGAUGAACUCAGAAUGUUUUUUAAUCAGAAAGCAAGACCGCAGUUCGAAGCACUUUUCAGCAGUAAAAGUGAAUUGCAGAAAAUAGCUUACUUGGUUGACAUCUUUGCCAUCUUGAAUGAGUUACAUUUAUCGCUGCAGGGAGCAAAUGCAACAUGCCUCGAUUUGUCUGAAAAGAUCCAGUCGUUCCAAAUGAAACUUCAGCUUUGGCAAAAAAAGUUGGAUGAAAAUAAAAUUUACAUGUUGCCUACCUUGUCUGCCUUCUUUGAGGAACACGACAUUGAACCCCACAAAAGGAUCACGAUGAUAAUUUCUGUGAAAGAACACUUGCACGCACUUGCAGGUGAAAUUUCAUGGUAUUUCCCAAACCUACCUGAUGUCCCUUUUGCCCUCGCCAGGAGCCCAUUCACUGUGAGAGCUGACGACGUGCCUGCGCCGGCGCAAGAGGAGUUCACCGAGUUUCUCAAGAAUGAUGCAGCCAGAGCGGAUUUCUCCACAAUGCCAGUUACAACCUUCUGGAUCAAGUGCUUGCAGUCAUACCCUGUUAUUUCUGAGACCGUGCUGCGCCUCCUCCUUCCCUUCCCAACAGCGUGUCUUUGUGAAGCAGGGUUCUCCAGCUUGUUGGUUAUCAAGUCGAAAUACAGAAGCAGACUUGCUGUGGAAGACGACCUUCGCUGUGCUAUCGCGAAGACCACCCCGAGGAUUUCCGAUCUCGUGAGAAAGAAGCAGUCUCAACCUUCCCACUGACUUUGCCUUUUUACACAUACUGUCCCGAAAUGGAGCAAUGUAGUUUACUGUCAUUCCAUUAAGACUGCUACCUGUGCCAUACCAUGCCUCAAGACCAAAAUUUCAUUUUUCCGUCAUU
Acomys russatus (golden spiny mouse) is the source of this 2440-nucleotide messenger RNA. Its product is annotated as protein ZBED8-like. The record is from RefSeq and is a predicted model, not a curated record. Bases 49 to 2322 code for a protein of 757 amino acids. The transcript has 4 exons. NCBI's taxonomy places the organism in Eukaryota, Metazoa, Chordata, Mammalia, Rodentia, Muridae.